AUGGCUUCGUGCAGCUACAGAGCCCUUCUGCGGGGCGACUUGACCCCUGAGCAGCUGCAGCAGGAGGAGCAGCAGCAGCAGCAAGAAGAGAGGAGGCGGCAGCUGCAGCGGAGAGGCAGGCAAAUAGCAGCAGAGGAAAGACUGCAGCAGCAGCAGGAGCAGCAGCGUCGGGGCCGGGAGGGCCUGGGCCUUCCCUCUUCAAAAUUUGAUUUCUACUGCCCCAGCUGCAAAGUAGAAUAUCAGACCCCACAGCAGCAGCAGCAGCAGCAGCAGCGGCAGCAGCAGCAGCAGCGGCAGCAGCAGCAGCAGGGCCGUGAAGAGCGGCUAAAGCUGCUGCAGGAGCUGCUAGCAGAAGCAAAGAAGGAGAAGCAGCAAGUGCUGCUGCGGCGGCAGAAGCAGCAGCAGCUGCUGCGCACCAAGGCCAUCGUGCGCGGCCCCACAGCAGCAGCAGCAGCAGCAGGUGCAGGCGCAGCAGCAGCAGCAGCAAGAUCGCUGCCAACGGACUACGAAAAGUGGCGCUACUUCGAGCCAGAAAGCGACGAAGAGGAGAAGCAGCAGCAGCAGCAGCAGCUGCUGCAGCACGCAGCACCUGCUGACUCGCCGCAGCUGCAGCAGCUAGAAAAUGAUAUAGAAAAGAGGCAGCAGCAGCGAAAGGGGCAGCGGCACCGUGCUGCUGCGCUGCUGGCAGAAGGGCGGGCCCACGCUGCAGCAGCACAGUGGCUGCUGGCCGAGGAAGCUUUUGCUGCUGCUGCAGCAGCAAAACCAGACUCCCUCCCUGCCCUCAGCAACCUUUGCCUAGCAGCAAUUAAGACAGAGAAGUGGAAGCAAGCAGCAGAAGCAGCAACAAAGCUGCUCGACAUUUGCGAACUUUUCGAAGGAGG
Eimeria tenella is the source of this 881-nucleotide messenger RNA. RefSeq lists its product as uncharacterized. The annotation marks the transcript as partial. Lineage: Eukaryota; Apicomplexa; Conoidasida; Eucoccidiorida; Eimeriidae. Gene Ontology annotation, molecular function: protein binding. The record is from RefSeq and is a predicted model, not a curated record. The transcript is spliced from 4 exons.